Molecule: messenger RNA, 1824 nt
Organism: Didymella exigua CBS 183.55
Lineage: Eukaryota; Fungi; Ascomycota; Dothideomycetes; Pleosporales; Didymellaceae
Product: WD repeat-containing protein 2
Exons: 4
Coding region: 1-1824 (607 amino acids)
Biological process (GO): actin filament depolymerization; positive regulation of actin filament depolymerization
Cellular component (GO): cortical actin cytoskeleton
Molecular function (GO): actin filament binding
Source: RefSeq, a predicted model, not a curated record
AUGUCUCUCGUGCCAGACGCCAUCUGGGCUGCAUCGCCCGCAACCACCCGUGGCCAGCCAACGCCUCUCUCGUCUGAUCCCAAGGGAGAACGGAUAGCAUAUGCUUCCGGCAAAUCAAUCUUCCUCCGCUCCAUCGACGACCCCGCCGUCAGUAAACAAUACACCCAACACACGGCCCAGACUACGGUCGCUCGUUUUUCGCCCUCAGGCUUCUAUGUGGCAAGCGGAGAUGUGUCUGGAGCUGUGAAGAUCUGGGAUUGCGCAGGCGAGGGCGCUACCAAAGGCGACUACCACAUCAUCGCCGGCCGAAUCAAUGAUAUCGCAUGGGACGGCGACUCGCAGCGUGUCAUUGCAGUCGGUGACGGCAAGGAGCGAUUCGGACACUGCAUCACAGCAGACAGCGGCAACAGCGUGGGAGAGAUCUCGGGGCACUCGCAGCAGAUCAACAGCGUCUCGAUCCGUCAGCAAAGACCACUACGAGCUGUGACUGGGUCUGACGACAGCAGCCUUGUCUUCUACCACGGCGCACCUUUCAAGUUCAACACCAGCUUGAGAGAGCAACACAACCGCUUCGUAUUCGGUACUGCUUUUUCUCCAGACGGCUCGAUGUUCGCAAGUGUUGGUGCUGAUAAGCGCAUCUGGCUAUACGAUGGCAAAACCGGUGAGGCUAAAGGUCAGAUUGGGGAGGGCGUCCACACCGGUUCCAUUUUCGGCAUCUCCUGGGCGAAGGACUCGAAGCAAUUUGUCACAGCUAGCGCAGACCAGACUGUCAGGAUAUGGGAUCCCGAGGCGGGCAAAAGUAUCCAGACCUGGAGAAUGGGCGAGGAAGGUGUUGUCAGCAUUCCUGACCAGCAAGUCGGUGUUGUAUGGCCCACAGGCCGCAGUGACGGCUUGAUCGUCAGUGUGGAUCUGGAAGGAAACCUCAACUACCUGGUUGAUGGAAGCCCUACGCCAACUAAAGUAGUGCGCGGACACCAGAAGAACAUCACAUCUUCUGGUGUCUCGGGCUCGACGUUCGCUACUGGUAGCUACGACGGUCGAGUCCUUGCUUGGGAUGUCUCCACAGGGCUUGCGGACAAAGUCGAGGGAGACUCACAUUCCAACUACGUUGCAGGCAUCACCGCUGCCAAUAAUCAGAGUCAGGCUGAACUUUACACAGUAGGAUGGGACGACACCUUGAGAUCUGUCUCCGUUCCGGACAAGAUCUUUACCGGUCAAGCAAGCUCCCUUGGAUUUCAGCCUAAGGGCAUUGCGGCCGCGGGAGAGGUUACACUGGUCGCUUCAGAUGAUUCGAUAGCCGUCUACUCCAAAGGUUCUAAGGUCAGUUCGGUACCCAUUGAGUACGGCGCCACCUCGAUCGCUGCAAACGGGUCCACUGUGGCAGUCGGUGGUAACGACAAGCUCGUCCACAUCUACACACUGUCUGGCACAGAACUCAAGGAGACUGGCACUGAGCUUCGCCGCGCUACUGCCGCUAUCUCGGCAGUCGCGUUCUCGCCGUCCGGUUCCAAGCUCGCAUUCGGUGCCAGCAACGGCAAAAUUUACGCAUAUGAGGCUGGUGGAGACUGGAAUAUUAUCACGGACCGGUGGAGUGCACACACUGCUCGUAUCACUUGCCUUGCAUGGGACGAGAGCGAGAAAUAUGCCGCUAGUGGAAGUCUUGAUACCAAUGUCAUGGUUUGGAGCGUCGAAGACCCAGGCAAGCGAAUCAAGGCGCUCAAUGCUCACAAGGAUGGUGUCACUGGUGUAGCAUGGGAGAAGGCGACAAAGGUACUCAGUGCCGGUGGUGACGCUAGUAUCAAGGUAUGGUCUGUCAAGGGUUGA